AUGAACAAUAGAAGAGGAUGUGGAGCAGCUGGUAAUAGGGGUUUGCAAGUGCAAGACCCACCAGUAGAGGUGGAGGUUGAGAAUGUCUUUGCGGAUAUGCUAGACAGGGUGGAAUAUGCAUCUGCUAUUGUUCCACCUUGGGUGAAUGCCGCAUACUGCCAGAUUGUCUCUACUAUCUACCAACUGCUCAAACUUGAGGAAUAUUUUCAGAACUCUACCGAUGAUGACCCUCAUCAACACUUGAAGAAUUUUGUGGGUGUGUGCACACAGCACAUGCAGAAUGUUGUUCCUAAUGAUGCAAUUCAGCUAAGGGUUUUCAAAUAUUCUUUAGCUGGUGAAGCAAGAGUUUGGUUUGAGAAGCUGCCCCACAACACUAUUCAUACAUGGGAAGAGCUGGUUGCUGUCUUUCUCAAGAAGUGGUUUUUGCCGAGCAAGAAAGCUGAAAUUCUUGAUAAGAUUUAUGAUUUCAAACAGCUUUUGGAGGAGCAACUAUAUGAAGCAUGGGAGAGAUUCAAGGAGUAUUUGCAAAAGUCUCCAAAUCAUGGUUUUCUAGACCAUAUAUUGAUGGUGAAGUUCUAUAGAGGGUUGGAUCCAUUGACACAAGCAGUAGAGAAUAAUGCAGCUGGUGGUACUGAAAGUGUAGCCUAUGGAGCUCCAAUGAUCCAUAAUAUUAUGAAACAAAAUCAAGAGACUCAGCAGACUACAGCUCAGCUUGCAACCAAUACUUCUUUGCUGACAAAGAUAUUUGAUGAUAGAGAAGUGAAGAAAGUGAAUGUUGUUGAAGAAGUUCCGGGAAUACCUAAGGGCAUGUACCAAGUUCAAGAGGGGUCAUAUCAAGAGGGGCCUUCUAUGCAGUUUGAAGAUGCUAACUAUGUGAAUAACUCUCAAUGGGGUUACCAAAGGCAGAACUACCAAGGAGGCUAUCAGAAUAAGACUCAGAAUGAAUGGAGACCUCAACAGGGACAAGGUAAUUACAGUAGCAACUACGGUGGCUCGAACCAGGGGAACUACAACAACAACAAUAAUUUUGGAAAUAGGAGUUCCAAUCCCUAUAUUCUACCAAAAGGUCAGCCGAAUCAGCAAGGAAAUUCUAAGUUGGAGAGCAUGCUUGAGAAGGUGCUAGCCAACCAAGACAAAGCUGAUAAGACUUUGAAGAGGCUGACUGAAACUGUGGGAUCUCACACAGCUUCCAUUCAGAAGCUCAAGUCGCAGAUGAGAGAUAUUUCCGGAGAACAACACCCUCCAUAG
Messenger RNA from Lycium ferocissimum, 1248 nucleotides. RefSeq lists its product as uncharacterized. The record is from RefSeq and is a predicted model, not a curated record. Bases 1 to 1248 code for a protein of 415 amino acids. NCBI's taxonomy places the organism in Eukaryota, Viridiplantae, Streptophyta, Magnoliopsida, Solanales, Solanaceae. The transcript has 2 exons.